AUGGAGCUUCAACAUUUCAGUCACGAGCAUCCGUUGAUCUUCAAUGAAGAGCUAAAUAAGGAUUACGAGAGAUUUAAUUGCCAUGGGUGCACAAAACAAAUGCUGGGUCCGAAUUACAUUUGCAAAGAGUGCUAUUGGUUCAUCCUUCAUAAAUCAUGUGCAGAACUACCCCGCGAGUUUGAACACCCGUUGCACCCCAAAUAUCCCCUUCUUCUCAGUUAUAAGAUGUACCAGGAGAAGGAAAGCAAAUGUGACGGUUGCAAUAGAGAAAAUUUGUGGGGCUUCAUUUACCAAUGCUCUCAUCGCUGUAAUUUUAGCCUUGAAAGUAAAUGUGCUUCUCUACCGCUAACUGUCCAAGCUGAAAUUCAUCAUCAGCACCCAUUGACCCUCGUGCGGAAGUCUCUCUCUUUCACUUGCGACGCCUGUGGGGAAGAAGGCAAAAGCAUGUUUUACUUAUGUGCUACAUGCGCAUUCUUUGUCCACCGAGAAUGUACUUCCUACCCAUCGCUUGUCAAACAUAUUCGUCACAGACACCAUCUUCACCUCACCAAUUCCCUUAAGCAGCCUCAGCUCAAUCAAUCCGACCAUCAACUUUGCCUACUUUGUGUUAAAAAGGUGAACACAAACUACAUGGUUUAUUAUUGCUCAGCUUGUGAUUUUGUUACCCAUCUUCAUUGUGCUGCAAAUAUAAAUAUGAAAGGGCUACAGUGGGAGUGUAUUGAAUCAACAAGUAUGAAAUGCGAAGAUCCGGGGCUUGAUGAAUCCAUUGAUUCCUUACUAUAUGCUGUCAAGAAAUCCAAACUGGGAGAGGACAAAGUUGAAAUAGCCGUGGAAAUCAAACAUUUUAGUCAUGAGCAUGACUUAAGGCUUAUUGAUGAGCAACUUGAGAAUAACGAAAAAUGUGACGGGUGUAUGUCGCCUAUUUACCCUCCGUUUUAUACUUGUACUCCAUGCAGAUUCUUUCUUCACAAAUCUUGUGUUAAAUUACCCACGAAAAAGUCACACCCACUUCAUCGACACCCCCUCGUUCUCCUCCCUGAGCCACAUGAUGUUGGUAAGUAUUUUUGUUGCAAUGCUUGUUGGCGCUAUUGUAAUGGCUUCAUCUAUCACUGUGACAAAUGCAACUUCAACCUUGAUGUCAAGUGUAGUUCGAUGCCUGACAUCUUUAAGCAUGAGGGUCAUGAGCACCGACUUAUUCUCUACAGCAGCGGAACAAAUUAUGAAAAAUGCAGUUCUUGUUAUUCUGGAGGAAAAAUCUUUCGUUGCGCUCAUUGUAAAUUUACUCUAGAUUUCAAAUGCGCUACACUACCGUGUACCAUAAAAUACAAACUGUACGAACAACCGUUCGCACUUUGUUAUAAAGGUGAAGAUGAUUAUAAUGGUGAGUAUUAUUGCGAUAUUUGUGAAGAACCACGAGAUCCAAAACAUUGGUUCUACUAUUGUGGAGAUAUCGAUUUUCCUGCUCAUCCAAAAUGCAUUCUGGGGGAAAAUCCAUUAAUUAAGUUUGGGAAGACUUGUAAGUUUGACAAGCACGAACAUCGCCUCGCUUUUGUUGACAAGAGCAGCAAGGGCGUCCAUCCUACAUGUAAUAAAUGUGGUGAUCCUUGCGAUGAUUGA
Molecule: messenger RNA, 1617 nt
Organism: Corylus avellana
Lineage: Eukaryota; Viridiplantae; Streptophyta; Magnoliopsida; Fagales; Betulaceae
Source: RefSeq, a predicted model, not a curated record